Messenger RNA from Ceratotherium simum simum (southern white rhinoceros), 1624 nucleotides. Lineage: Eukaryota; Metazoa; Chordata; Mammalia; Perissodactyla; Rhinocerotidae. The record is from RefSeq and is a predicted model, not a curated record.
UCAGCAGCCAGAAAUUUCCUUCUCCUUGAAAGCCCUUCCGAGAGGUCGUUUUACACCCACACAAACAAGACCUUCUCAAGCGUCCCGGACACGUCAAUAGUUCAUUUUGGGGAGGUGAGUGCCGGGAGGCGGCGGCGCUGACUCUCCGGAGCCUGGCUCCGCGCCUCUGCUCCCGGAGCUGCCGCCUGACUGGGGACAGGGACAACUGUCGCGCUCGAGCCUCCUCCGUAGACCCCUUCUGAGAAGGUGCCCCGAGCCAUGGAGGGCGCAGAGCUGGCCGGGAAGAUUCUUUCCACCUGGCUGACGCUGGUGCUCGGACUCAUCCUCCUGCCUUCGGCCUUCGGCGUGUCUUUGGGCAUCUCCGAGAUCUACAUGAAGAUCCUGGUGAAAACCUUAGAGUGGGCCACAAUACGAAUUGAAAAAGGAGUCCCAAAGGAGUCUGUUCUUAAAAACUCAGCUCCUGUUGGUAUUAUCCAGAGAGAUGAGUCACCCAUGGAGAAAGGGCUGUCUGGUCUUCGAGGAAGGGACUUUGAGCUGUCUGACGUGUUUUAUUUCUCCAAGAAGGGAUUGGAAGCCAUUGUGGAAGAUGAAGUGACCCAGAGGUUCUCCUCAGAGGAGCUAGUGUCAUGGAAUCUCCUCACAAGGACCAAUGUAAAUUUCCACUACAUCAGUCUGCGGCUCACGAUGGUGUGGGGGCUGGGCGUCAUAGUACGCUACUGUGUCCUCCUACCUCUGAGGGUUGCCUUGGCUUUCAUUGGGAUCACUCUGUUGGUUAUGGGAACUACACUCGUGGGGCAGCUGCCAGACAGCAGCCUCAAAAACUGGCUGAGUGAACUGGUCCACCUGACUUGCUGCCGGAUCUGUGUGCGAGCCCUCUCUGGUACCAUUCAUUAUCAUAACAAGCAGUAUAGACCCCAGAGGGGAGGCAUUUGUGUUGCCAACCAUACCUCCCCAAUAGAUGUUUUGAUCUUGACAACGGAUGGAUGCUAUGCUAUGGUUGGUCAGGUUCAUGGAGGAUUGAUGGGAAUUAUUCAGAGAGCUAUGGUCAAGGCUUGUCCACAUGUCUGGUUUGAACGCUCAGAAAUGAAGGAUCGGCACCUGGUUACUAAGAGAUUAAAAGAACACAUUGCUGAUAGGAAAAAAUUACCCAUAUUAAUCUUUCCUGAAGGAACUUGCAUCAACAACACUUCAGUCAUGAUGUUUAAAAAGGGAAGCUUUGAAAUUGGAGGAACCAUACAUCCAGUUGCAAUUAAGUAUAACCCUCAGUUUGGUGAUGCAUUUUGGAACAGUAGUAAAUACAACAUGGUGAGCUACCUGCUUCGAAUAAUGACCAGCUGGGCCAUCGUCUGUGACGUCUGGUACAUGCCCCCCAUGACCAGAGAGGAAGGAGAAGAUGCAGUCCAGUUUGCUAAUAGGGUUAGGUCUGCUAUUGCUGUACAAGGAGGAUUGACUGAGCUUCCUUGGGAUGGAGGGCUGAAGAGAGCAAAGGUGAAGGACACCUUUAGGGAGGAGCAACAGAAGAAUUACAGCAAGAUGAUCGUGGGCAACGGAUCUCUCAACUCGGAAUCGGAUUGAAUACCACCCUGGAGAUAAAACCUGGCGUCCCAGAACUAGCCCUUAGAAG